Molecule: messenger RNA, 1140 nt
Organism: Penaeus vannamei (Pacific white shrimp)
Lineage: Eukaryota; Metazoa; Arthropoda; Malacostraca; Decapoda; Penaeidae
Source: RefSeq, a predicted model, not a curated record
ACUUCUCUUCGACGUGCCAGCUUCUCUCGCAGGAUGGAUGUGAAGAAGUCUAUUUGUUACAUGAGCUUAGCCGAUGCCUUUCUGAGCCGGCUGAGGAAGGAGGCGGUGAACAGGACAAGGAGCAGGAUCAUGAAGGGCGUCGGCGUGGAGGUUCUUCCAGUCAGCCAGGACAGACAAGAUUUCAUUUAUGAUUAUCUUACCAAACUGUAUGAGCAAAAGAAAGGAACAUUUAGUAAACCUAAAAUUUUUGCUAGACAGACAAUAUAUGAAUGUGAGAGGAGUAAUGCUUGUAAAGGAAAUUCUUCAGGAGACCCAACCAAGACAAGGGCAAAUGGUUGCACUGCUUAUGUUUCAUUCAUGUUUGAAGAGGGUGCAACUAUAACAGCCUGCAUAAUUCGCUACAGACUUGUUCAUAACGGCCAUGAUCCAACUAACAGGGAAGAGUCAAGGGUCAGCCGCAUUGAUCAGUCCUUGAGGCUUAUCAUUGAGUCACACUUGAAAGGGGGCAUGAAAGUGAGCGAUGUAAUGAAUGAAAUAGCAAAAUGGAAUAAGGCCCAUAAGCACACAGAUCACAAGAAUCGACGGUACUUUCCUUCUCGGCAAGAUAUCCAACAGCUUGCCCUUUCUUUAAAGAAGCCGAUUAAGGUACCAUUGAAUAACAGCCUAGAAUCUAAGAAGCCAAGAAAAUAUGACACACUUAACAAAGACAAUGUGACGCGUCUUCUAAGAACAGAAUACCGAGAGACUUGUGUGUAUUAUCAGUCAAGAACAACUACUGGUGCUAAUCCACGGCCAUUGAUUGUUGUCCUCCAGAACAGUGAGCAGAGGGACAUGUUCAACCUGCAUGGACAACACUUAGUCUUUAUUGAGAAAAACUAUGAAGGUCUCAGACAGUAUGGAAAUGCAGUCUAUGUAUUGGUAGUCAGGGAUAACCAAGGGAAUGCCUUUCCUGUUGCUUAUGUUAUUACAAGCUCUGAUGAUGGUCAUACAUUUACUCAGGCGCUGGAGAAACUCAGAUCCAGAUGUCAGACAAAUCCAAAAAUAUUCUUCUUAGAUCGAGAGCUACAUAGCUUUGCAGAAGCAAUGUCAACCAUGUAUACAGAGAGUCUCUUCCUGAUAUCAUGGCAUCAAGUGGCUCAG